Cucurbitaria berberidis CBS 394.84 is the source of this 1736-nucleotide messenger RNA. Its product is annotated as MFS general substrate transporter. NCBI's taxonomy places the organism in Eukaryota, Fungi, Ascomycota, Dothideomycetes, Pleosporales, Cucurbitariaceae. The record is from RefSeq and is a predicted model, not a curated record. The transcript is spliced from 5 exons. Gene Ontology annotation, biological process: transmembrane transport. Bases 156 to 1736 code for a protein of 526 amino acids. Gene Ontology annotation, molecular function: transmembrane transporter activity.
CUGGCGUGGUCCCUUCUCGCCCGCGUCCAUUUGUCUGUCAUAGCUUUGACUUUUGAAUCCUGUCCGAAUUUCUGCCGUCACCGACGACAAGUCAGCCCGCAAUCUCCAAUACUCAACGACCCAAUUUAACAAAUUUGUUGAUUGACGCUUGCACAAUGAUCAAUAUCGAGGUUGAAGCUAAAAGCGAGGCCGAGUCGACCGUUACAGAAGUAUGGAAGCCCAACAGGAAGGAGCUUCUCAUUAUGGUCAGCCUCAGCUUCAUAUCAAUGAUGGUGGCGCUCGAUGCCACCAUCCUGGUCACUGUUCUGCCACAUAUCGCACAGAAGCUCAACGGAACUUCCGUGGAAGCAUUCUGGACGGGCACAUCAUACCUCCUUACCUCAGCCAUUUUUCAGCCAGUCAUUGCUUCAUUCUCUGCUCUCUUUGGUCGACAACAGCUUCUAUUUGUGUCCAUUAUCUUCUUCACCGUUGGUACCAUACUCUGCUCGACCGCGAAAGACUUUGCCACGAUUCUCACAGGGCGCUGCAUACAGGGUGUGGGUGGCGGGGGUAUGAUCACACUUACCCAAGUCAUCUACUGCGACAUGAUACCUUUAAGACAGCGCCCAAAGUACUUCUCCAUGAUUAUCGGGGCCUGGUCAAUUGGUUGUAUAAGUGGUCCAGUUAUUGGCGGUGCAUUCGUGGGACACGCCUCCUGGCGAUGGUGUUUCCAUAUCAACUACCCUUUCUGCGCUCUCGGCUUCCUCGUUGCGACCUUGUUCGUCCGCUUCAAGGCCGUCGAAAAACUCACACUAGCUCAAAAGCUGAAGCGGGUGGAUUGGAUAGGCUGUUUUCUCUUCAUAGGGAGUAUGACCAGCUUCCUGGUUGGGCUGUCUUGGGGCGGUAUCCAAUACCCCUGGAAGUCAGCGGCAACAUUAGUACCCAUCAUCCUAGGAUUUCUCGGCAUUGUCGUCUUCGGAGGUUGGCAAAUGUACGCAAAAGAGCACACUCUGCUACCGAUGUCGGUCUUCUACAACUGGAGUUCGAUUGCAGCUUUCUAUUCAGCUUUCGUCAACGGAGUUAUUCUCUUCACUGGUUUGUACUACUACCCAUUCUAUGAAAUGAGUGUUCGCGGUUCUUCCUCGACGGGUGCAGGCGUCGCUUUCUUACCCGCUCUAUGCUUUAUGGUACCCGGUUCAGUAGUCGUUUCGGUUCUGACGACACGGCUUGGACGUUUCCGAUGGGCGAUCUGGGGCGGUUGGGCAGUCACCACGGUGGGAUGUGGUCUGAUGAUUCUCUUCGACCUCCAUACUAAGAAGGUUGUCCUCGUGGUCGCACUUGCUAUCAUUGGCUAUGGAGCUGGCACGGUGUUGACAAGUGUCAAUGUCGGGGUACAGGCCAUCUCGAAGAUUGAAAACAGCGCGAUGUCAGCUAGCAUGUACGGGUUCUUUCGCAGUUUGGGAAUGCCCCUUGGCGUUACUCUAGCAGGAACACUCUUCCAAAACUCGAUGUCAGGCAGACUUUUACACUUUGGCCUACCUACUACCAUUGCGCAUGACUCGGAACGCUAUGUCUUUAUCCUUCGAACCAUGGCCAGCUCACCGGAGAAGUCUGCAAUCUUGGAGUCCUACGUGAAGGGCUUCGAGUCUGUCUUCAUCAUGAUGACGGCAAUCUCUGCGAGCGCAUUGAUUGUCAGCUUCGCGAUUAGGAAGUUCAGUAUGGACAAGAUUCUCUUGGCACAGUUUACUGCGAGGUGA